CUACCUGCUGGGGAGCUGAAGAAGUACAUUGGGAGGACUUCCUUCCCAAUUACUCCGACUUUCUGGGUAUAUACGGCAGGAUGCUGGUCAACAGAUUCUGCCUGUUGGACAAGACCAUGAUGAACAUAGGCUCGGCCAUGUAUCUCUCGGCUUCCAUCUUCGACCACGCCUGCAAGCCUAACUGCUACAUCUCCUUCGACGGGAAGAACGUGCAGAUCAGAGCCCUCGUCGAUAUGCCUAACUUUAGCUAUAGCAAGUGUCGGAUCAGCUACACCGACCCUGUCUGCAGCGUCACUAGCCGUCGGGAGAACCUCUACAAGAAAUGGUUCUUCUGGUGUGACUGUAGCUUCUGUCACGACGAAGGGAGAGUCAAGUUCGAGAACACCAUCAAGUGUGAAAAUGUUAACUGCCAGGCGCCCGUGACUGUCCCUGAAAUGAGCAGAUGGAAGCGUGCAGCGUGGCAACAAAAGGCCACCACGAACGGUGAACAACAGAAGGAGACAACGAAAGAUGAACAACAGAAGACAUGGGGCAAUGAAAUACAGCGGAAGCCAUCAACGGAGGAAAAACAGCGUGACAAACAACAGCAAAACGGGAAACAACAGCGAGACAACCAGCGUCAGGAGGAAGAGGAGGAGGAGCCACCGGCGUGCAGUGUGUGUAACUGUCCCGUCAGCGACCUAGCCAUCAGACAAUACCAGCUGGCCGUCACCUUCACUAAAGAGAAACUCAGUACCAUGUCCGAGGAGAACCCCACCCUGGAGAGCUGCUUGGAGAUCCUGGAGAAGCAGGACAACUUCUCCAGUAUGAACGUGUGGAGAGUUCGCACGACGGACUUCGCUUUCAACGCCUGUGUGUACAAUGGCUGCUGGAUCCGCGCCCUUACCUACGGCGAAGAGAACCUGUGUGGUAUGAGGUACUACUACGGGUCGGAACAUCCUACCCUCGGCCUCUUCCUCUUCAAGUUAGGUAAAGCAAAGAUCUACUUCAAGGAAUUCCGAGACGGUAUCCGCUGUCUGGAGGAAGCUGAACCACACGUCGUUAAUGGUCUGGGCCCCAACCACCCCAUCGUCGAGGAUCUCAGACUCACCAGUCUUAUGGCGAACGAGGACAUUGAAAUCUGCUUAGAGAGACGCAUAGCAGCUGCCAACAAACGACAGAUGGAGAUAACGGCGAAGGAAAAUAAUGUCUUCAACUACAAGAGGGAAUUAGAGAAGAUCUUCAAGUACACAAGCCCCGUCGCUUAGUGUAGGACUGACACACACACACACACACACACCACUUAAAGAAAAAUUAUCCCCUUAAAAUCAAGUAAAAUCUUCAAAAAUUCCGACAGGACAAAUUGCUCUAUACAAACAGGGAAGGAAAUAAAUGGAAACAGGAAAAUAAACAUACUGUACCCCCUCCACCUCCCCACCCAUCUCCAUGAUAAUUCUCAACAUCUCUUGGAGGGCUUGUAGUGGCCAAAGAACGAUACUAGACUUUAUAAAAAUAAAUAAAUAAUAAAUAAGACUUGCUGUUCAGGUAACGUCAAGCCAUAUUUACGGGUUACGUAAAUAGUUAUAAAAAGGUGGGCAAAAAAAAAAAUAUCAACGCGAUAAUGUAAACCUGAUCUACACCAAUCACGUUAACCACAACGUAUCUAUCGGGGCUAUAGUUAAUGUUGCCUCCUUCCAUUACAUUAAACCUUAUUUUUUUUAUACAAUCAUCCACACAUUCACCAUAAUAAUAAUAGGAGUUAAUUAAGUGUUUCAACAUAUAGUAAUUAUUAUAUACCUGUCCAUCCUAACACAAAGGUGAACUCUAUGAGGUAAGAUAAUAAUGACUCAACAUGAAAUAAAGUUCUAUACCCAAAGUAUUAUAGAUUAUGAAGUGUUGAGUAUAAUAAUGUUUCUUAUCGUCUCAAGAUGCCCAUAAUUAUGUAACUCAGGCGGAUAUAAAAUCUCAUAAAACUCAAUCACUCAAGCAUUAUUAUUAUUAACAUUUUGGAUUCACUGUGUUUCUGCUCUGUCUGGACUUACAAUUAACUGCUAAAAUAUAGAGGCUAUUUGUGUGUCCAAUUAAUAGACUUUUGGACUUGGCUUAAAAGCAUUAUAUCUUAUGGAAACAGUUUGUAUUAAUAGCUAAAAGGCAAAACAGAUCUGCUACAGCGUUAAUCUUUCUAUCAUAACCAAUACUGUUAUUUCAUCUGUUUUAUAUACAUUAGUUGUAGAUUCUGUGUAUAUAAAUUGGUCAAGAAUCACUGUAUAUAUCCUGCAUAUAAAUCUCUUCCUGUUAGCGUUAGUUUGUAUUUUUCCUUCAAUUAAAUGGUAAAAAUUU
This is a messenger RNA of Homarus americanus (American lobster), 2319 nucleotides long. RefSeq lists its product as uncharacterized. Bases 81 to 1247 code for a protein of 388 amino acids. Gene Ontology annotation, cellular component: nucleus. Gene Ontology annotation, molecular function: protein binding. The record is from RefSeq and is a predicted model, not a curated record. NCBI's taxonomy places the organism in Eukaryota, Metazoa, Arthropoda, Malacostraca, Decapoda, Nephropidae. The transcript is spliced from 6 exons.